Messenger RNA from Colletes gigas, 3579 nucleotides. Its product is annotated as carboxyl-terminal PDZ ligand of neuronal nitric oxide synthase protein. Lineage: Eukaryota; Metazoa; Arthropoda; Insecta; Hymenoptera; Colletidae. The coding region runs from base 526 to 2427 and encodes 633 amino acids. The transcript is spliced from 12 exons. Gene Ontology annotation, molecular function: nitric-oxide synthase binding. The record is from RefSeq and is a predicted model, not a curated record.
UCGUGAAAAGAACGUAACUCGGAUCGAAUCGCGAGUAGAAAACGAAAGAACAGGACGAAACAAGGGGACGGUCCGGCGUAGCCGGUGUCGCGUACAACGAUCAAGUGGUCGCGUUCCGUCGAAUUAGUUUUCGCGUCGCAAAGGUGCGAAUUCCGUGUGGGACGUCCAGUGGGUUACGGUGACCGAGUCGUUCUGUCAUCUGUUUCGAAGAAGAGAGAGAGAGAGAGCUCGUCCGAUCCGUGUGGUCAGAGGAGUGUAUAUAAUACGCGGCAUGGGGCGACAGUGUGGUUGGUCCUUCACCAACGGCGGAACCUGAAUGUGUGCAUAUUUCUCCUGGCUGACUGGCCUGCCUGCCGCCGUUAAGCUGCAUUCACAAACGGAGCCGAUUUUCGGGCAGGGACCGUGUCUCGGUCGUUCUUGUCGGGAACACGAAUCGAACCGGUUAAUGAGGACUGUUCGGCUUGGAUCGUCCAAUCGGCUAGCAGCGAGACUGGACGAGCAUAAUCGGAUGAAGUUGGGCCAAGCAUGCCCUCUAAGAAGCAAUACAAUCUCGUGCAUAAUGACGAGUACGACACGAGGAUACCGCUGCACAGCGAGGAGGCAUUUCACCGUGGAAUUGUCUUCCACGCCAAGUUCAUCGGCUCUAUGGAGGUUCCUCGACCGACCAGCCGAGUGGAGAUCGUGGCGGCGAUGCGAAGAAUCCGCUACGAGUUCAAGGCCAAAGGGAUCAAAAAGAAGAAAGUGACGCUAGAGGUAUCGGUGGACGGCCUGAAAGUCACUCUUCGAAAGAAGAAGAAGAAGCAGCAACAGUGGAUGGAUGAAAAUAAGAUAUACCUGAUGCAUCAUCCCAUAUACAGGAUAUUUUACGUCUCCCACGAUAGCCACGAUUUAAAAAUUUUUAGCUACAUUGCUCGCGACGGAAGCAGCAACACCUUCAAGUGUAAUGUCUUCAAAUCUAGCAAAAAGAGUCAAGCGAUGAGGGUGGUCAGGACGGUAGGACAAGCUUUCGAGGUGUGCCAUAAAUUAAGUAUAAACAACGCCACGGAAGACAGAGUGGAGAAAGAAAGGGAGAGGGAUCACGGGGAGAACCACCGCGACGUUUACGAGGACCAAGACGAAAUACCGAAUGAGCAGUCCCAGCCAUCGCCAUCUUCUGUACACAAAGAUAUAUCGCUGUUAGGUGACCCGGAUGACUCUGUGCCCGAAAAGACUGUCGUCCCGUGUCUUCUCAGGUCGCACGAGGUCCCAGCGACCACAGCGUCUACCUCGCCGAUCAGACAAUCGCCAUCGGGCACGGUGACCUCCGAUUGCGGAGGAUUACUGGUAGGAGGCGAAUUGACGGCUCUCAAGCAUGAGAUUCAACUGUUGCGGGAACGAUUGGAGCAACAGAGCCAACAAACCAGAGCCGCCGUUGCUCACGCGCGAUUGCUUCAGGAUCAACUUGCUGCCGAAACGGCAGCUCGCGUCGAAGCUCAAGCCAGGACGCAUCAGUUGCUGGUGCAAAACAAAGAGCUGCUGGAGCACAUAGGCACGCUGGUCAGCCAUCUUCGGGAGCAAGAACGGAUCUCGAGCGGCCAUGUUGUGACCUCUCAGUCGCAGAUGCCUAGCUCAGCAACGAUCCAGCAAACGACUACCAUUCCUGACUUGUCGAACCUCGGCCAGUGCCAACGGACAGGAGGUCAGAGUUCACCAUGGGAACUGGAUCCACCUUCUCCGUACUGCUCUUACCCACCGGACUCUCUGUACCCUGGAAACCUGAACGCAAUAGGAAUUCAAGGGAACAGUAAUUCGACGGAUCAGUUGCAGUUUCAAACGCAGUUGUUGGAAAGACUGCACAAUAUAAGUCCGUAUCAGCCCCAAAGGUCACCGUACAAUACACCAUCCCCGUACGCGAUGGGUCCAAGUCUCCUUCUGCCUCCUAGCAGCAGACCUUCUAACUCGGCUCAACUGUCUCCAAGUUCCCUGUCGCUACGAGUCUCCCAACCGAACAGCUUCUCGUCCUCCCCGAUAAUGACUCACAAGUCGGACAAUUACGGCGUGAACCUAGAGAUCACGGACUCGAAGAUACCGUUCAUAAGACCGUUGCCGUAUUCCGGCGAUAGGAACGCGGUUCACUUGGCCCAGGAGCUAUUGGGUAAGCAGGAUCGAAUCAAUCUGCACGACGAAAUACCACCGAUCGUGCUGGAUCCCCCGCCCCAGGGUAAACGGUCCGAGGCCAAGGUGAAACAGGUGUCGGUCAAAGAGAACUCGAACAGCCAAACGGCGUCGACCAACAACAAGAGUUCCAAGAUACAAAAGAACCUGGCGACGAUCCUGAGGACACCGGGACCGCCGCCAUCGCGCACCACCAGCGCACGUUUGCCAUCCAGAAGUGAUCUGUUGUCCGAAGUGCAAAGGACUACCUGGGCGCGUCACACGACAAAGUGAAGAAUUUCCUUCGCAAAGUAACCAUUAAAAGAUUCACUAAACGUCUUCGACAUAUCAUCGGGUAGAACAGUUUUGUUCCUAGAAACUAAUCUUCCUGCAAAACUUUUUACAAUUUUAGAAAUGAAUUUUCCUCUGGACCAAUGUAAAAUUUUCGAUCAGAACUGGCAUACAAUAUUAAGUAAUGCACAGUCAAUUUUGUUUUGCACCUUGCAUCGAUAUCCACCAAACAAACGACCUAUCCUAAUAAGUUCUACCUGACUAGGCGUGCUAUUAGGGAUUAGGACUUCGUAUAGGAACUGGAAUGUUAGUUUUUUGACGUAGCAGGAGGACAUAUUAGUAUCAAAUUUGCUCGAACAAAAGCGUGGCUUCCAUUAGUGCACGUGAUACCUUGAUUUCUGUUGCGCACCAUUUAUAACAAAUGUACAUAGUGAAUUCUUUGAACAGGGGUGAAACUUAGUUUUAGAUUAAAUCUAAAAAUCUUUGCUCGUUAUUCGUGAAUAAUAUUUACCCGACUCUGUACGGUUAUAGUUAAUUCUUUGGAACCAAUAGAUCGAUGAAAGAUAGCAAUAAAACCACGCGUAGAAUUGGAAAAUAAUAAUUAACGAUAAUAGUACGAUACGAAUUUAGUUUUCCCCUUAGAUCGUUGAACUCGUGCCAAAAAAAGUAGGUACCCCUCGGAAGAGUUUAUUUUCAAUAAGUCCCUAAGCGAGUAAAUAUGUUUGUGAUCAGCAUGUGGUAAAUGAGUGUACAUAAAAUGGCAUUCUUGUAUAUACUACUAAACUUUAAUCGGUUUAUAAAAGGUGCAGAUUUAGGACGAUAAAGUACAUGUGAACUUCGUGGAGCACGUCGUUAUUAUGACCGUAGGAAGACAGUGUAUUAAAAAAAGAAUAUACUUUUUUAUCGUAUGUAAUUUCAAUAUAGUAAUCGUAGAUUCAAAGGGUACAAUCGUUUUUAGCGAACAUGGUUUCCAAACGGAAAAGACAGAUUGCAUUUGGAAAUUGUUUGCGUCGAAUCUCGUAAUGCUUUAACGUUGAAAUUAUAAUUAAGGAAACGUAUGAAAUACAUAAAUAAAAUUCUAAAACGGAACAAACCGAAUGAUUAGUUCGUAAGCGAGAUAUUAAUUGGACGCGUGAACGUCCAUUUAAUAAUCAC